AUAAACAAAGAUGGCUGCGCCCUUCCAAACUUUAUGUCGCUUGACUUCGUAUAAUUCAAUUAACAGUUACAUUGUAACCAACAAGCGUUUAAUACAUCUGAACUGCCCCAAAUUUCAAAAGAAAAAACUGCCAAAAUCUAAGGGCGUUGAACUAGAAGGAUUUUUUCCAAAGACAUCGAUAACACCAGCUAAUGUAGGCAAUGCGAUUGGUGGCAGUCUGAGUCUUCGUAACAACAAAGUGAAAGUGAAAAACAAUACAGUGAAUAAUGGGGGCAUAGCCGGCAUAGGGACUGAUCAUACCAUUGAUGCUUCUGAGGAUAACAGAAUCAAUAAAGUGCCCACAUUUCAGCAAAUUUUACAGAAAGGAUAUUUAGAAUCUCGUCGAAGUUUACUUGUAAGGACAGACAAUGCAGAGAAUACCAUGCGAAGUCUGGCUUCUUUUGGCCGCAUCAAUCAUGCACAAUAUAUCAUGCCAGAUAAGAGUUUCGUUUUAUUGGAAUUCGCUAAUGAAACAACUUCCACAAAGAUUAAAAGCAACGCUGCGUUGUUUUCUCAAUCAAAUCAGUUUCCUUUGAAAUCAAGAAUUUUGUGUGACACUAGGGCGCAUAAUUUCCAUGGCAAAAAAAAAUUGAGUUUAAUGCCACCUGCAUCGGAAGGUAACUGGAAUACAAAGACGUCAGACUAUUACCCAAUCCAAAACACACUUGCUGAAGAAAUGGAAUGUUUGUCCCUGAACAGAAGCUUAGAUGACCAUGACCUGAGACAGAGGUUCUUCGUGUGCAUGCUAGUAGAGGAUCUAUUUCAGACUAACCUACCAAAUGUCAGAGUCAUACCAUAUGGGUCUUGCCUCAAUGGCUUUGGCUGGUGGAGCAGUGACCUUGAUAUGAUGUUAUGUUUGAACGAUGAACCUUAUUCAGGAUUGAAUAUGAAAUCACAGUACGAAGUUGUGUCAGGGUCACAGUUCAAGUUUGUGACAGAAACGUUUAUCAAUGACAGGCACCUCGCACAGCGUACCCUGGCUAUGGUGGCAUCCUUGUUGGAGCUGAUGCCGAGGGUGCAGAACAUCGCCAAAAUACUGAAUGCCAGGGUGCCUAUUGUACGUUUUGAACAUGAGGCUGUAAAAAUGGAAUGUGAUAUCAGUAUACAUAGCAUAGACAGUAUCAAAAUGACAGAAAUGCUUUAUUUAUAUUCGGUAUGUGAUCCACGAGUCAAACCUCUAAUGGCCACCAUCAAGCAGUGGGCUGUGAGUCAUAGUAUGACCUCUGGGGGGGAGCAGCAGAAAGUCACCACACUUGGACUUUUGACCAUGUUAAUCUUUUUCCUUCAGACCAGAACACCACCUGUAGUCCCAACACUCAAGUAUAUUCAAUCUUUAGCAAAGCCAUCUGAAUCAUUCAACAUUGAUGAUAUUAAAUUUGCUUUACCUGGUGACCCUAACAUUGUGCCUAAAUCUAAAAAUACAGAAUCUCUGGAGAGUCUACUACAUGGAUUCUUCUUAUUUUAUUCUGAAUUUGACUUUGCAACUAAAAGUAUUUCCAUCACUGAAGGGCAAACAUUUGAUAAGCCUGAAGACACGCAGGCUGUAUGCAUGGAAAAUCCUCUUUCUAUCAGUUUGAACAUUUGUCAGAAUGUUGGCACCAAGUCUCUGGCAAUAUUGAAGGAGUACAUGAAAGAUGCCGUCUUAAAAUUGGAAGAUCUUGCAUCCAAUGAUAAGACACCUGGUAGCAAACUUUCACCGUUGCUCUCUGGUAAGCCAGUCACCUCCAGACUUUCAGUUUUAUAUCAAAGCCGUGAGCAGGAGCCAUCUGUGAUGUUGGAGGAACUGAUCAAGGAAGAAUCUGUCAACAAGCCGGAGCUCAACUCUGAUACUACAAGCCAGUCCAUGAACAAAGUGGACCUUGUUAAUAAAAGCCAUUCUGAUGACAAAGUAGACCUUGAUAAUGAAAGUCAGUCAACACAGACUAUUGUGGAGUCAGGAAUAAAAGAUAGACUUUAAUUCCUAAAACAUUUUUUAGUAUUUAAAAAAAAAACAAAUUUCUAAGGAGAUAUCUAAGUCAGCAGCUGCAAUAAUUGCAAUGAAAUAGAAAUAAUUAUCUGUUUCUUUUUCAUAUCCAUUUUGAUGUCAGAAUAAUCCUGUGUGUUACACAAGGAUGUGUCUAAUGAAGAGACAGUAUCAAUUAAUAAAUGCCUGAGAUUAUCAGCAACAUUGCUAGUUGUUAGUUCAAUAUUCCUUGUCAUCUAUGACAUCUAGGAUACAAACUUUAAUUAUGACCAAAUAGACAAUCUAAGUUAGGCUCUUACAGAUUUCAUAGAUAAAUACAGUAAGCAUUAUAAAUUUUUUUUGUUGAAUGUACAUAAACGUUAUGAUACUUAUGUUCUAAGUUGUCUGUUAUUGAUGGGGAUUUUUUCUGUCAUCCACUGAUGGAGGGGAGUGUGACAGUUAUACAAAUAAUAUUGUGAUGUAUAAACAAAAGUCUUAUCAAGUGUGAUCGUAUUAGUAAUAAGAUACACAGUGUUUUUGUAUGCAUUUAUGCAUUCUAUUUGAUAUGAUUGGGAUAUGUCUGGCUGCUUUUUUUUUAUUGAUUUUAGUACUUGCUUUGAAACAUUUAUUAAAACAAAAGCAAAACAUUGUAUACAAUCGCA
This is a messenger RNA of Biomphalaria glabrata, 2643 nucleotides long. Its product is annotated as poly(A) RNA polymerase, mitochondrial-like. The record is from RefSeq and is a predicted model, not a curated record. NCBI's taxonomy places the organism in Eukaryota, Metazoa, Mollusca, Gastropoda, Planorbidae. Gene Ontology annotation, molecular function: poly(A) RNA polymerase activity. Bases 11 to 1996 code for a protein of 661 amino acids. The transcript has 8 exons.